Molecule: messenger RNA, 1689 nt
Organism: Zasmidium cellare ATCC 36951
Lineage: Eukaryota; Fungi; Ascomycota; Dothideomycetes; Mycosphaerellales; Mycosphaerellaceae
Exons: 2
Coding region: 1-1689 (562 amino acids)
Biological process (GO): regulation of DNA-templated transcription
Molecular function (GO): zinc ion binding; DNA-binding transcription factor activity, RNA polymerase II-specific
Source: RefSeq, a predicted model, not a curated record
AUGGCUGCAGGACGUGCAGGUGGAGUCGAUUGUCCAACGAUACGGAAAGUGAAGUGCGACGAGACUCGGCCAGCAUGCAAUCGAUGCGUAUCGACUGGCCGGACCUGUGAUGGCGAAAUUGGCGCAGCAUCCCUCCCAGUCUCUUCUCGUGGUCGGCCGCUGCUCCCUGCUACAUCGACGGGCUCCUCUUCGUCUUUGUCUGGCAAGACUGUGCCCUUUUGGCAGAGCAUUAGCCAUGACUUGACCGACCGAGAGAGAUACGGCUUUGAGCAUUUCCAGAACGUGACGGCCCCGGCCUUGCAAGCGAUUCUCCCCUCACCGGAAUGGGUUUCGACGGCCUUGCAGCUGAGCGUUCGAGAACCCACCGUAUUCCUCGCAAUUACCGCCACAGGUACCAUGGCAAGAGCUCUCACCGUGCUAAUGCAUUCCUCCUUUCCCCGACCCCUCAUCCAAGAACCGGCACUGGAGGCGACGCGGCAAUAUGGAAAAGCCCUCAGACUGUUGAGGUAUCGGUUGAAUACGGCAGCGUCGAUGGAAGGCGGCGCCGAAUCCACGCUACUUGUUUGCCUGCUUUUCGUCUGCUUCGAGACGUUCCGGAGCCAGAAUUCGGCUGCUGCACAGCAUGCCCACCUCGGGUGGAAUCUUGCAAAGAGUUGCUCCUCAUACACGCAAGGGAUGUAUAGCCCAAGUGCUAGAUUCUUCGAUUCCGUCUUCAGUCAGAGCAAUGGAAUGUCCGCUUUCUUUGUCGAUAAGCAGCAUCACGACCUGGACUGCUGCUCCGACUGGCGUGACUUGUCAUCCACUUCGUUCAAAUCGUGGAAGGAAGCCGUCAUAAACCUCAAUGCACUCGCAACAGCUGGCGAUCAUCUGAGGGCCGAGUUCUUUCAACUUGCCAAGGCAAGGACAUCGUUCACCUUAGAUUCCCGCGUCAGCACCAACGGCUUCUGCUUCUGCCUGACAGCUUGUCUAAGCAGGACGAUCGCCAUCUCUGGCAUGCAAGCAACCCGAUUACAGCAAUUGCAAAUAGCGCAUAGACGGUGGAAGGAAGCAUUCGUUGAACACGAAGAUAAGCUUAAGCGGAGAGACCUUAGAACAUUUCUCCUACUGCGCACCAAACACUUAUAUUCAAGCUUCACGCUCGCCACAUGUCGCGAUAGCAACGAGUUACCGACAGACCACUUUACGAACGACUUCGCAGAUGCCCUGGAUAUGGCCGAGCGUUACGUGAAGGAGGAGGGAAAGCCAAUAUCUGCCACGGGACAGGAAACGCAAACCCAGAUCCGUUUCUUUGGCUCCAGCAUCCUCCCGACUCUCGAUCUCAUCGCCCACAAAUGUCGCGAUCCGCAGCUGAGGUAUCGAGCAAUACACUUGUUGAGCAAGAUCCAAAAGCAGGAGGGUUUGGAGGACAGCCAGGCUCUGAGCAAAUAUGCCCAAGCGGCGGCCGAGGUGGAGGAGGGCAGAGCUCAGAGUAUUCUCGGGUUGGAAGAGAAGCUGCUGCCAUCGACACUGCCGGAAGAAGCGAGGUUUUCGGACGUCGUCACGGUCGGGGAGGGAGCUCGUCAAAUCUUCAGACUUAUUUGUGCGAGAUAUGUGGACGCUGAGUCUGCAUCGCAGGAGAUCGAGGUGGUGGAAUAUGAAGCUGGGAGCGUACCUCUGCGGUUGUGCUCUUCGCAGAGAGUGUUGGUGUAG